AGCGUUCCCAUCCCGCGGUGAUGACGUAUCUGUGAACGGUCAACAGACACACACACACAAACACGGUCGGUCCGGACCGGACCUACACCGGGGAGAUUAAGCUCUCUUUUUCCUGCUGCCUGUGCGUUUAGGCGACCUGAUUAACAUCGUUCACACGAGGCGACCGGAACUGAGUGUCUACACGCAGCAGACGAGGCGGUUUGUGGCGGUUUUUGUGGAGGAGAGCGCGACGCCUGUUUUUAUUUGUGUUCACUGCGACACGGAAAGUGACAGUGCAGGGUUCCUCACACUGACAGCUUCCAGACACGACUGGACACUUAAACAUGCUGCUGCACUUUAGUUCAAUGACUUAAAGAGUCAGUUUUAGUACUUUAGUCGUCUUGCUGUAGGAGAGCAGCCCGGUGGAGGAAGCCUAAUCUUCAUCAUCAUCAUCAUCAUCAUCAUCACCCCACGCCUGGGUUUUAUAGUCUAAUGUUUCAGAUUUAAAUACAAAUGUCAGUGCUUAACUUAUCCUUGAACGCGGUGAGAGGAAAGUAAUGGUGGACCUUCAGAACGCGAUGUUGUCAACAUGACGUGCACGUGAGAGUUUCUCUUUUAAUGUGGAUAAAACUGAACGGAUUGACUUUGAAAGAUGUUGUAGGUGUUUACAUUUUUGCUAGGAACACGGGAUUGCUAAAGAACAGACUCAGGACACAGGUUGGAGUCAGCUGUCUCGUGCAAUCCUUUAAAUCAAUACUACACGACCGUAUGAAUGAAGAGAGGUGUGUAGAUAAGGUCAGGACCGCCGUUUAAAGCUGUGAUGUGAGCUUUUAGUGUGCAGUGCACUUAUUAAGGAGAUACUGAACUGUUUCUCCCUGGGUUUGCGAGGAUUGAGGGGACUUCUGUUGGGUUUGACAGGCAGUGGCGUGUGCUCCAGCUCUCUGGAAAUGAGAAAAUGAAUUGCGAGGAGCAAGCUGUAGAUUUGUGCAAUGCUUUAGAUUUGUGCAAUGUGUCUGAGAACACUACAUCACACCCCGCGGACGAGAUCCUUCCCCGUGACGGUCUCCUGCCGGCGGAUGGAGGUCAGGGGGAACGGGACGCUGCCGUCCUGACCCGGUUAAAAGACGUCCGGCCCAAGGAGGAUGGUUCCUCUGAGCUCAAAGCAAUGCAUAGUAAAAACAACGGCGCCGUUGUGGUGUCCGCCGACCCUGUUAACGGCUCUGCCGGCGAUCUGCAACAGAAUACAAGCACGUCUGAGGAGCCACCGGCGAGCAGGUGCUCUGUUGGAGACGGCGAUGAUGAUGAUGAUGAUGGUGAGACGGAUAUCGGUGUGGAUUUAAGUCUGGAUGAAAAUGGCGUUUUGGAGUGCGAGCCAGCGGCCCAGACUCAAAGUGAGGAAAGUGCCUCUAGCUGUGAGAACUCUCUAACGUCAGAAACUGUCAUAGAUAUGCAUUCGAAGCAACCUCCGGAGGAUGUGCCCGCGUCAGGCAGUGGAGCCGGGAGUAAGCACCGGUCCAAAAGAGUGACCUUUCCGUCAGACGAAGACAUCGUCUCGGGUGCGGUUGAGCCGAAGGACCCUUGGAGACACGCCCAGAAUGUGACGGUGGAGGAGAUUCUGAAUGCCUACAGACAAGCAUGCCAGAAGCUCAACUGCAAACCAAUCCCUAAAGUGUUCAAACAGAUCCAGGACUUAAAAGACCUGACACAGCGCAACGAGUGCCUAGAACUCAAAGGAGAGAAGCUGGACUAUAGAUCAUGUGAAUCUCUGGAGGAGGUCUUUAAGAGGGUGCAGUUUAAAGUGGUGGAUCUGGAACAGACAAACUUAGACGAGGAUGGAGCGUCCGCUUUGUUCGAUAUGAUAGAGUACUAUGAAUCCGCCACUCAUCUCAACAUCUCCAGCAACAAGCACAUCGGCACACGCGGCUGGCAGGCCGCCGCACACAUGAUGAGGAAGACGAGCUCUCUGCAGUACCUGGACGCCCGUAACACCCCGCUGCUGGACCAUUCGGCUCCGUUCGUGGCCAGAGCGCUGCGGAUCAGCGGCAGCCUGAGCGUCCUGCACCUGGAGAACACCGGCAUCUCAGGACGGCCGCUCAUGCUGCUGGCCACAGCCCUGAAGAUGAACAUGAACCUCAGAGAGCUGUAUUUGGCCGAAAACAAGCUGAACGGUCUGCAGGACUCGGCCCAGUUGGGGAACCUGCUGAAGUUCAACUACAACAUCCAGAUUCUGGACCUGAGAAACAAUCACAUACUGGACUCAGGGUUGGCGUAUAUAUGUGAGGGUCUGAAGGAGCAGAGGAAGGGUUUGGUCACCCUGGUGCUCUGGAACAACCAGCUCACACACAAUGGCAUGGGAUACCUGGCCGCCGCUUUGCCUUUCACUCAAAGUUUGGAAACACUGAACCUUGGUCAUAACGCAGUGGGGAACGAAGGAGUGCACAAACUAAAAGACGGACUCAUAGCAAACCGCUCCAUCCUCAGGCUGGGCCUGGCCUCCACCAAACUCUCCUGCGAAGGAGCGGUGGCUAUCGCAGAAUUCAUCGCUGAGAGUCCGAGGAUCCUCCGGCUGGACAUGCGGGAGAAUGAAAUUAAAACCGGAGGCCUCAUGGCUCUCACACUCGCCUUUAAAGUCAACACAUCGCUGCUCCGACUCGACCUGGACCGAGAGCCCAAGAAAGAGACGGUGAAGAGUUUCAUUGAGACACAGCGCGCCCUGCUGGCAGACAUUCAGAACGGCUGCAAGAGGAACUUCAUCCUGGCCAAAGAGAAGGAGGAGACGGAGCAGAAGAUGAGGCAGUCGGUUUCAAUGGCCGAAAUCGCCACUGAGGACCAAACUCAGGAGGAUGAAGAUGCAUCUGCUGAGAAACCCGAGGAAGAAAACACCACAGGUCAGGGAGACGCAACCGACGAGGGCAGUGCAUCUGAGAGCCAAGAGGUCAAAGAUCAAAAACCCACACUACAAGACGACUCGGACUCUGACACUGAGGAUGAGGACGCAGCCGAGGAGCCGAAAGCUUCUGGAAACACCACACCUCCCAUAGCGAUUCCUGCAAUAAACGCCUGUAAGGCCGUGGCCUCGACGCCUCCUGUAUCAGGAUCUCCAGCGGGAAUAAGAGUGACCGAAGCCAGCGCUGUCCCCGGAGCCCCAGCAUCCCCUGGCCGCUGCAUUUCAGUGUCUAGUCCUGGCAGAGGACACAAAAUCUUUAUGGUAACCCGUGUGGAAAGCCCUCCGGAGCAGCAACAGAUGACUGUAUUGGCGAAAGGUGUCAGCGAGAGGGCGGCAGAGAGCCAAACACCCACACAGACUAAUAUAAAAGCACCUUUAGAUGCACCAUCAAACCAAACAGCAUCUGAGCCCAGCACAUUAACAGCAUGUGCAGAAACAACACCAGCACCUGUUCAACCGCUCAGCACGUCUUCACAUGCGGAUAAGCAGGAGGAUAUGAAGGAGUCUCACGCUUCACCAUCAGAAGUCACACAGGAACCUGCCCCGCAAUUUGAAAGCCAGAAGGACGCCGCCCUUGCCGAUCAGACUCACUUAGAGCAGCAGUUGAUUGUAAAUACAAACACAGAAACAUCGCACAGUGUGAGCGAGAACGACCAGACGUUCUGUUCUCACACGGAGCAGAAACAGGACACAGACCCAUCAGUUUCAGGACAGUCCCGAGAUGAGACGCCAAAGCCAAAAGCCGAACCAUGUCCAGAACAGCUGCGGGAAGUUCAGCCAGGUGCUAACGGAGAAAAACAAGCGCAGUCUGGUGAGCAGCAACAGGCCUCUCAGCUGCAGGAGGUCACAAGAGGUCACGAACCCCUCGAUGAGGAAGACUGCAGUGCUCGGGUGGGAGCUCCUGUCCAGAUCUCCACAGAAGAAGCUGAAGGUCAUCCGGCUGUGAGUACGGGAGCAGUGCUGCCCAACGGGCUCAAGCCAGAGUUUGCCUUUCACCUGCUCGAACCCGAGGGACCCAAACCAGCCAGCUGCAUUAUGGAGCAUGUGAGCGUGACAGCAGAGCUGAGCUGUGGGCAGGAUUUAGAGGAGCUUCUCCUUGAUGCCAGUCUGGACACCAGCAGAGAUGCACCAUAAUGCUGUAACCAAGGAUCCACACAUGCAGAGAGAAUCAGAAGGGCCGGUUUGUUCUUGCCACGUGGCAUUCGCUCAUAUUCCUCGGGUCUCUUUUUCCUGUCUUUUCCACUAAUUUUCCAAUCGUUGCAUCAGAACACAGAGGACUCACCUUCCCUCCAGUGUCCAUCUUUGAUUGAAAUUAGGAAAAUCUCUUCUGUGAUUCAAAGAUUUGCCGUAAAGUUACACGUUCGCACAGUUACCAAAGACGCACAUGCAGAGAAACACACACACGCUCGCUAACCGGCGACCUCCUUCUGUUCCUCUCCGUUACGCUGUCGACUGUGGUGCCUCACCGCAGCGCUGCUCUCCGCCGCCCCCUGGUGGACUGGAGUUUGUAAUCAAGUACAGAGACUGACCGGCUAGAGCAUGCAAAGACAUUUUCUUUGGUUUUGGCUUUCCGAUACGGUCAAGUGGGCAGACGUUGUUUCGUGAGAGCUUCGUUUGCAAGUCUCUGUGUGUGUUUGUUGUUAUUAAAGUCUCGUUAACACAAAAAAAGACUUGAGCUCUGCUUUCCGUUGGUUUCUGCUGCUCAGGAAUCGGUCCAAACACCCACUUCUGAUCUCACCAGGUUCCCUUCAUCAACCAGCACUUCUGAAAGCCCCCGAAACCUGCGUGAAUGUGUGGAACAGUUUAGAGAGUCAUCUGAAUGAUUCAGACAUCUGAACGAAGCUGUACCACUUUCUCUCUCUCUUGGCAUCUCAAACACUCAUUCUGUCUUCCGUCGGUAAUACCCAGUGCGUCACCGUACGUACCCAACUGAAGACAGGACAAGACACGUUUGCCUUUAAACCUUCUUUCAGCUCUUUAUUCUGGCUGCUUGGCUGAAUCAGUUUGUAUUUAUUUUAAACAACCCGAGUCUGUUGUGAUUUUUUUUUUUUUUUUUUUCUCUCUUCAUGUUCCCCAUCUUUUUUUAAGCUGUUUUUGUGGGAUUCUCCCCCUUUGGUGUAUAUUUUCAGAUUCUAUAAAGAGCAAAUAUUAAGUUUAAAGUUUUCCUAUUUUGAUUGGUGGGGGCUUGGGAAAGGGGCGGGGCUCUGGGAAUUGAUUUAUAUAAAUAGGGCUGGAGCUCUGGGAGAGUAUAAUAUGUAAACCAGGCGUGAAAUGAAGGCAGUAGGAGUGCCUGAGCACAAGACUUCAUGAAGAAAACACUACGCUUGUGUGAAGCUACUGCCGCUGGAGACACUAUAAAGACUACACCUUACCUCGAGAGACGUCACCAUCGUCAGACUAACGUGUGAUUCUAGGGCAAAGAGAAGCUUGUGACAUCUUGAGCUGAUCAGUGUAGUACUUUCCACCAUUCCAGGCUCUGUGGUUGGUGCUUUUCAGUCUCUCUCUCUCUCUCUCUUUAUCGUCUGGUGACGUCUAUCUGCCAGAGUUCAGAGAAGCUUUGCAUCUACAUCCAGAUCGUCUUUGACCUUGAAAUCAACACUUCUGUGCUGCUCCCCAACCCGAUGUUUGUAAUGCUUUAUUUUUAGUCAUUUUUAAAAUUACCUGUUAAAUUAAUCCAACUGUACUGGUAAACACAAAGAGAUGUGUAUGGCUUUUCCCUCUCAAAUAAAUGCAUGUAAUGACAAAAA
Molecule: messenger RNA, 5673 nt
Organism: Cyprinus carpio (common carp)
Lineage: Eukaryota; Metazoa; Chordata; Actinopteri; Cypriniformes; Cyprinidae
Product: protein phosphatase 1 regulatory subunit 37-like
Molecular function (GO): protein binding
Source: RefSeq, a predicted model, not a curated record